CGAGAAAUCAUGUUGGUCAACUGUUUGCGUUUUCUGGUACUUUGCAAUACGUGUUAUCAAUAAAACUUAUCAUCCAUUGGCAGGCUAUGCACUCCUGUUGUAGUUCAAUACAUUCUUAUUUUACAAUUAAUUUAAAUAUAUUCGUUUACUCCGUAAAAAAUUUAAAUAGAUAUAUGUAUUACUAUUUUUCGUUUUCAUCCACCAACAAUAAUUGAAGAAAUAUUGUUGCUGAAUUCGACUCGUCUUUCGUUUCGUUAACAAUUCCCUUUUGGUCGACGAUACACGCCCCCCAAAAUCUAAAAGAAUAAUUCCUGAAUAAUUGAAGCAUCAAGAUGACUGAUAGCAAAUAUUUCACUACUACCAAAAAAGGUGAAAUAUUUGAAUUGAAAUCAGAAUUAAACAGUGAUAAAAAGGAAAAAAAAAGGGAAGCCGUGAAAAAGGUCAUAGCAUCUAUGACAGUUGGUAAAGAUGUUUCUGCUUUAUUUCCUGAUGUUGUAAAUUGUAUGCAAACUGAUAACUUAGAAUUGAAAAAACUUGUGUACUUAUAUUUGAUGAAUUAUGCUAAAAGCAAUCCUGACAUGGCUAUUAUGGCCGUCAAUACAUUUGUAAAGGAUUGUGAAGAUCCAAAUCCAUUAAUACGUGCUUUAGCAGUUCGUACAAUGGGUUGUAUAAGAGUUGAAAAAAUAACUGAAUAUCUAUGUGAACCGUUGCGUAAAUGUCUGCGUGAUGAAGAUCCAUAUGUACGUAAAACAGCUGCUGUUUGUGUUGCUAAACUCUAUGAUAUUAAUGCACAAUUAGUUGAUGACCAAGGAUUUUUGGAACAAUUAAAAGAACUUUUAUCGGAUUCAAAUCCUAUGGUGGUUGCCAAUGCUGUUGCUGCUUUAUCAGAAAUGAAUGAAGCUAGUAUAACUGGUUCUCCUUUGAUUGAAAUGAAUUCACAAACCAUUAAUAAACUUUUAACAGCUUUGAAUGAAUGUACAGAAUGGGGUCAAGUAUUUAUACUUGAUUCAUUGGCUAAUUACAGUCCAAAAGAUGAUCGUGAGGCACAAAGUAUAUGUGAAAGAAUAACACCACGAUUAGCUCAUGCUAAUGCUGCAGUGGUUUUGUCUGCUAUUAAAGUAUUAAUGAAACUUAUGGAAAUGUUACCAACUGAUUCUGACUUUGUUACAACAUUAACCAAAAAGCUUGCUCCACCAUUAGUUACUUUAUUAUCUACAGAACCAGAAGUACAAUACGUUGCUCUCAGAAACAUUAAUUUAAUAGUGCAAAAAAGGCCUGAUAUACUUAAACAUGAAAUGAAAGUAUUUUUUGUUAAAUAUAAUGAUCCUAUUUAUGUUAAACUUGAAAAAUUAGAUAUUAUGAUACGUUUAGCAUCACAGGCAAACAUUGCACAAGUUUUGUCAGAACUUAAAGAAUAUGCCACCGAAGUUGAUGUAGAUUUUGUUCGUAAAGCAGUUCGUGCAAUCGGUCGAUGUGCUAUUAAAGUUGAACAGUCUGCUGAACGAUGUGUAUCUACUCUCCUGGAUCUUAUACAGACAAAAGUUAAUUAUGUUGUUCAAGAAGCGAUUGUAGUUAUCAAAGAUAUAUUCAGAAAGUAUCCCAACAAAUACGAAAGUAUUAUAUCUUUGUUGUGUGAAAAUUUGGAUACUCUAGAUGAACCUGAAGCUCGAGCAUCUAUGAUUUGGAUUAUUGGAGAAUACGCAGAACGUAUUGAUAAUGCUGAUGAGUUAUUGGAAAGUUUCUUGGAAGGUUUUCAUGAUGAAAACACUCAAGUUCAAUUGCAAUUAUUAACUGCUAUUGUUAAACUUUUUUUGAAACGACCUACCGAUACUCAAGAACUAGUUCAACAAGUUUUAAGUUUAGCUACGCAAGAUUCAGAUAAUCCUGAUUUGCGUGAUCGUGGUUUCAUUUAUUGGAGAUUACUCUCUACUGAUCCUGGGGCUGCCAAAGAUGUCGUUCUUGCAGAAAAACCAUUGAUUUCCGAAGAAACUGAUCUUUUAGAACCAACUUUACUUGAUGAACUUGUGUGCCAUAUUUCUAGUCUUGCUAGUGUCUAUCACAAACCACCAAAUGCAUUUGUUGAAGGAAGACCAGGAUUACGAAAAUCUUUACCUGCUAGAAAUGACAAUUCUUCUACCAGUAAUAUUCCCCAAGCUGCAGUGAUACCAGCACCUCAAGAAUCAUUGAUUGGAGAUCUUCUUAGUAUGGAUUUAACCACUCCAGCUGUUAUUCCUACAUCAGUUCAACCUCCUUCUGUUGAUUUACUUGCUUCUGGAUUGGAUUCAUUGUUAACAACAUCUGAUUUACCAGCAGCUUCAACUUCAAACACUGGUUUGCUUGGUGACAUAUUUGGAUUCACCCCUACACCAGUUUCUUAUUCUCCCCCUAAAGUACUUUGGUUACCCAGUGAAAAUGGCAAAGGAUUAGAAAUUAUGGGCACAUUCUCUAGGAAAAAUGGUCAAAUUAAUAUGGAUAUGACUUUAAAAAACAAAGCUAUGCAACCGAUGACUGGAUUUGCUAUUCAAUUAAAUAAAAAUUCUUUUGGGUUGACACCAGCUCGCCCUUUACAAGUCUUGAAUCCAUUAUUGCCUACAGUGUCUUGUGAAACCAGCUUACCUCUUGCAACUACUGGUCUUGUUCAACGAAUGGAACCCAUUACAAACCUUCAGGUUGCAAUUAAAAAUAAUAUUGAUGUGUUAUAUUUUGCUUGUAUCAUUCCUACAAAUGUGUUCUUUGUUGAAGAUGGUCAAAUGGAUAAGCGAGUGUUUUUGACUACAUGGAAAGAUAUACCCGCAGAAAAUGAAGUGCAAUUUACUUUAAAGAAUGUUUUAUGUAAUACAGAGGCAAUUGUCAUGAAGAUGUCACAAAAUAACGUAUUUACCAUAGCUAAAAGAAAUGUCGAGGGUCAGGAUAUGCUUUAUCAAUCAUUAAAAUUGACAAACGGCAAUUGGGUAUUGAAUGAACUUAAAAUUCAACCAGGAAAUCCAAACAUAACUCUAUCAUUAAAAUCACAAGCUUUGGAGGUUGCACAAGGAGUUUUCCAGGCAUAUGAUGCUAUUCUCCACUCAUAGAUAAUAUUUGCAUUUAUAUUAUCUGAUUUCAUUGAAGUAUUCUUAAUAAUUUUAUUUUUUAAGUAGGUAGUCUAAGU
Messenger RNA from Sipha flava (yellow sugarcane aphid), 3148 nucleotides. It is a transcript of the gene AP-1-2beta, whose product is annotated as AP-1 complex subunit beta-1. Bases 333 to 3071 code for a protein of 912 amino acids. NCBI's taxonomy places the organism in Eukaryota, Metazoa, Arthropoda, Insecta, Hemiptera, Aphididae. The record is from RefSeq and is a predicted model, not a curated record. Gene Ontology annotation, molecular function: clathrin binding. Gene Ontology annotation, cellular component: clathrin adaptor complex; membrane coat. The transcript is spliced from 14 exons. Gene Ontology annotation, biological process: vesicle-mediated transport; intracellular protein transport.